This is a messenger RNA of Acaromyces ingoldii, 1708 nucleotides long. RefSeq lists its product as hypothetical. Lineage: Eukaryota; Fungi; Basidiomycota; Exobasidiomycetes; Exobasidiales; Cryptobasidiaceae. Gene Ontology annotation, molecular function: RNA binding; tRNA-specific adenosine-37 deaminase activity. Gene Ontology annotation, biological process: tRNA wobble adenosine to inosine editing. The transcript is spliced from 4 exons. Bases 6 to 1631 code for a protein of 541 amino acids. The record is from RefSeq and is a predicted model, not a curated record.
AAGGGAUGCAACGGCAUGGUGACGAUGAAGGAGCACAAGGGCGAUGGGACCGUGCAAACAAGAUAGCAAAGUGCUGUCUUGAUGUCUACCAAAGCCUUCCCGCUCGUGGAGCGAAGCCCGCUAUUCGGAGCGAUGGCAAAUGGGAGUGGACGAUCCUUGCAGGCGUUGUUCUUUGCAUCGCUUCGGAGGAUGGAGAGGUGUGCUAUAUUCCGAUAUCCAUUGCUACGGGCGUCAAAGCCUUGCCGUACGAUGAUCUCUCGAUCCAUGGAGAUGUGCUCCACGACUGCCACGCCGAGGUUCUCGCUAGGCGCAUCGCUCGGGCCUGGCUGCUCCAGCGGCUGGUCCACGAAGUCUUGCGUACCCGUGGGAGGUCUGACAUGUUGAAGACGACAACAAACUCCGACAAAAGAAUUCCGUUCCUCUUUCAAGAAGAACAGACAAAGUACCAACAACCGAGAUGGCGACUCAGAGAGGACAUCGUGUCCCUUCACCUCUACUGCUCGACGCUACCCUGUGGCGAUGCCUCCAACGCAAUGGUCCUGCAACGAAGGCAGGCUCUUGACGGCGACAACAAGGAUGAUGGGCCGGUCCGAAGCACCGGUACAGCGGCCAACUCCAUUGCUUCUACGGGCCCAAUUCGCGGCCGAUCGACGCUGAGCAUGACAGAGACGAGUCUGCGAACUAAACCAGGUCGUCCCGACUCGCUGCCCUCUAUCUCAAUGUCAUGCACAGACAAGAUCUGUAUGUGGGCGCUGUGCGGCCUCCAGGGCUCGUCACUCUCGCGUUGGCUCGAGCCCGUUCGCUUCGCCAGUAUCAUCGUCAGCGACGAAGCGCUUCGUUCGGUCAAACUCUCUUCUAGCGCGUCGCCGUCGGCCGACGAGGGCUGGACACAAGAAGACCGAGACGAGGCAUCGGCAAGGUGCACUGAGAUCCUCAGCGCCAAGAUCGACCCACGGAGAGCGCCAAUCCCCCAAAUCAUCUUUUCAUCAGUGCCGUUUCCACACUCUCGAGAAAGCGUCGAAGUGGCCGUCACGGGAGCCAACCCGAACGCAAACAUUCGGGGUGCGGCCUCGGACGAUCUUGACCUGGUGCCUGCUCCUGGCUCGAUUGCAUACAUGGCCGGCGCAACCCGACACGAAAAUCUCGUUGAGGGGCGGAAGCAGGGUGCAUCGACAAAGCGGCGACCCGGAGAGGCCCUGCGACCUUCGACGCGCUCGGCGUUUUGCAAGCUCGAAUGGUUCAAUGCCUGUUCCAGCGCUGUCGACGAUCUGGAUCGAGGCAACGGUGGCGAGCGAGAAGGAUCAGCGACGUAUCAUGCGUCGAAGCACGAUAUGUCCAGCGUCGGCGUGGAAGCAUAUAGGCGCACCAAGGAACAGCUGCGCGGCUACAGAGACGGCGACGUAAGGGCGAAGCACAUUGUCGAUGACUUUCUCGCGCAGCAUCGUCCAAUGUCAACGCAGCAUGGUUUGAACAGCGGCGGAGCACCAGAGAGGCGCAGUAGUUGUGGAGAGAGAGCUCUUGGCGUGAGCAAGGAGACAGACGACGUGUCGCCAUUCCACGGCUGGCUUGUUUCGGGAAGUGCCUUUGAACUCUUUGAUCGGCAGGGAAGGAGCAAGGUCAUUAAAGAUUAGGACCAUACUGUAUAGUACAUUACAUCCAGCAAAGAGUCAAUCACCGAACAAUGCGCACCACUGACUUUCAGAGGAGC